Molecule: messenger RNA, 402 nt
Organism: Caenorhabditis briggsae
Lineage: Eukaryota; Metazoa; Nematoda; Chromadorea; Rhabditida; Rhabditidae
Exons: 6
Coding region: 1-402 (133 amino acids)
Source: RefSeq, a predicted model, not a curated record
AUGGAUUCGUCUGAAGAAAUUCGUGUUGGAACACUUGUCAGUGCAAAAUCAGCCGCAAAAGGAUGGUGUGAGGCCAGAGUGGACAAAAUUCAUGAACGUGUUGAUUUGACCGUUCGUUUCCAAGAAAGUCCAUUCUCCAAAGAAACGCUCAGAGUCGAAUUCAAUCCAGAUUACAAAAGUGGAAUGUUCAAAAAGUUCACCAUUAGGAAAAGAGAAAUUUUGUGCAGAAUCAGCACUAUUGAGAAUCAGCGAACAGAGUAUGGAAUACAGUUUCCUGAUGAAUAUCGAUGGCUCAGUAGGCGAGAUUUUAUCAUUCGAAGCGAUGACACGACAAACAAGAAAAGAAAAAACGUUGCAACCGAGAGAAGUUUGAGAGCAGAGAAAAGAAACAAAAAGAAGUGA